Zingiber officinale is the source of this 3572-nucleotide messenger RNA. Its product is annotated as phosphoglycerate mutase-like protein AT74. Lineage: Eukaryota; Viridiplantae; Streptophyta; Magnoliopsida; Zingiberales; Zingiberaceae. The coding region runs from base 2597 to 3478 and encodes 293 amino acids. The transcript is spliced from 3 exons. Gene Ontology annotation, molecular function: phosphatase activity. The record is from RefSeq and is a predicted model, not a curated record.
ACAAUUUAAAAUAAAAAUACUAUGUUUCAUUUAUUCAAUCAAUAUUUUAACUAAAUUACAAGGAUAACAAUGUCUCUAUUUGGGUUUGAUAAAAAGUUCUAGCUCAGCUAAGCUGGAUAAGGAUUUUAAUAGAGAAGUGUAAACAAGCUCGAUAAGUACUAAAUGAACAAUCUUGAACAUGGUCAAACUUGGCUUGACCUGGUUUGGCUCAUUUUCACCCUUAGAAAGGAGCUACCUGCCCAAAUAAAACCAGAGAGAUGAGAGACUUGUGUUUCUAAUUGGGGAAUCCUCCCUUAUGAGUCAUUUGUAACCUACACGAAGUGUUCCAUUUGAAAUUUCUCCACUAUCCAUUAUUCUCUCUUUUUUCCAUGUAUGUAAGAGAUUAUAUUUAUGCAUCUACAAACAUCUAGAAAGUUCAAUUCCAACCUUAAGGAACAACCUAAUUUGUUUGCUGGUCUUUUACAUUCACAUCAUCUUAAUCUUCUUUUGAACCUUCCAUAAUUUGGAUCGCUGUGGUUCUAGUAUUGACCGAGAGUUUCAAUUGGUUCAUAGGGUCUCAACAAGUGACUUCCUAUAUGUAGUUAAAUAUGAGUCAAUUAGCAUUACAGAAAAAUUAAAAAAUAACAACUAAAAACUAGAAAAGAGAAGAUUCUGGAUGUAUGUAAUGAUCAACAUAAAAAAUGAGAGAUGAGCCAAAUUGGUGGUUUGGAUCACUUAGAUCUGGUUCUUUUAAUACUUAGUCUUGGUCGAGCCCUCAGGCAAUUUAUUUGUUUGCCUCUCAACCAAAAUCAUUUGAUAUACCAUGCAUGCUAGUUUGAUAACCUAAUGAGAUCUAUAUGCAGUUGUGGAUCAGUAAUCUUGCUAAAUCACAUGAACUUUUGUCUGUUUGAACUUAUUUGUUUUAGUUUUUUUUCCUUUGUGUUCUUUGUCUUUUCUAUAACUUUCUCUCCUUGCCACGGACAAGUUGUUGAAUUUCUAAACUUACUGUGAUGGUGAACCUAUUUGUUCUAGUUUGUUUUCUGAGUUCAUCUUGUCUAUAUUUUUUGCUCCUUGUUGCUAGUUAUUCAAUUUCUAAAAUUAUUAUGAUCGGCAGUAUUUCUAGGACUUGAAUUUUGGUCUCGAGUUUAGGAAUGUCUCGAGUUCAAGAAUGAUAGUUGAGAAGAAUCUCUGAGAAUUCUAUAGAGAUGACAGUUUAUAUAUGCAGAGUUUGUUUUCUCAGUAAGUGAUAUAUAAAUAACAUAACUUCUUUAGUAUGUUUAGGGACUACUAGUUUUAUGGGAUAUCUCGGAUGUGACAACAUGACUUCUUUAGCUAUGGGACAAUGGCCAUCUCGUAUAUUUCACCAUUUUUAAUCAAGAUGUUUAUUUAUCUUCAGAACUUGCAAGAUAAUAUAAAUUUGUUAAGACAUGGUUAUUCAACCGAGUUGUUUGAGCAUUGUUACUCUACUAGGAAAUUAGUCAAUCAUUAAUAAUCGAGGAAAUAGCUACCUGAAAACAUGAUUAGGUAUGAGAUUUCCCUUCAUGCUACCCUGUAAGCCUUCAAUUCGAGGGCAAUCUGUUGAGAAAUUCUGAUGUUUGGUAUAAAAAUGAGCUCCUUGUUGAUUGAUCAGGAUUAAGCCUAGACACCUUGGCAUCAGUAGGUUCAGGUCAUGUUUUCUAAUGAAACAUUCUUUUUGAGGUACAAUCUUAGGUUCCUUCCAAGCUCAAGCUCCUUUUUGGGGUGCAUGAUUUUAAAUCUCACGCAGUGUAUGAAAACACAUACACGAGCCUGUUGAUCUUCCUAUAAGAUUUCCUGCAACCCCCGGACUUUGCAUGCUAAAAGAUUCCAAAUGCCAUCGUUUUCAAAUCAAUAGCUGUUUCUGCAAUUCUUAUCUAUUAAACUCAUCACUGUACAACAUCGCUUGAUCCCAAAGUAUAGUGUGCAUUUUUGCCGGUUUUCUUUUCUUCCAGUGGAAGUCAACUCAAUGAUACUUCAAACUGUAUGACAGUAGACUGAACAUGCCCAUCCAAAUUUUCUAAUUAACUAGCUGCCUUUGCUGUGCUGACUUCCUGUUACCAUCAUGCUUCGUUCAAGUGUUUUACUUUAUCAAGAUUGAUUAAAAAAGGAUAAAAUCUUGUGUUCCCUUUCCAUUCGAUUGCUUCUGAAUUGGUCAUGACUUUUGCAACUGUUUGUGAGAUUCUGUUCAACUGCCUUCUUCUUAAAGAAUUGGACGUGCUGUUAUGCUGUAGAUGUGGGCGAAGUAAUACUGGUGACCUACUUGUACAAGAAGCACAAUUCGCGGGAACUCGUUCACGCAACUUUUCGUGCUGCUUAUCUUCGCACUAAAUAUCUCUUUUGCUUAGAAAAUUAAGAUGCAGAUCUUGCUAAUUUUUCUUCCUCUGUUUCCAUUUUUUGCUGAAGAAACUGAAAGAAGCUGCCGUAAAAAACCUGCACCGGCAUGGCGUUUCUUCACAGAAUUCAUGGUCUCUCAUGGUGCUGCACGUGAAAGGGACCUCAGAUUGGCUUUGGCUACAGCUGGAAGUAACGAAGAACCAGAGAGAAGCUAUAAAUUGCUGGUGGGAUUAGUUGGAGGAGGUAGGGGGCAAGGAAGAGAGCCAUGGACAAGCAUUCGAAGGCCUGCCACAGGAGUCUCCCCAAGCGUAUCAUUCUGGUCCGGCACGGGGAGAGCCAGGGCAACCUGGACAUGGCUGCGUACACCACCACGCCGGACUAUCGGAUCCCACUCACGCGGCUGGGCGUCGAGCAGGCUCGCACCGCCGGGGAGAAGAUCAAGGUGGUGGUGUCGGAAGGCGAGCGGUGGAAGGUCUACUUCUACGUGUCGCCGUACGAACGUACACGGGCGACGCUGCGGGAGAUCGGCCGCGCCUUCUCCCGGGGAAGGAUCAUCGGCGCCCGGGAGGAGUGCCGAAUCCGCGAGCAGGACUUCGGCAACUUCCAGGUGGAGGAGCGGAUGAAGGCCAUCAAGCAGACGCGGGAGCGCUUCGGCCGCUUCUUCUUCCGCUUCCCGGAGGGCGAGUCCGCCGCCGACGUCUUCGACCGCGUCGCGAGCUUCAUGGAGUCGCUGUGGCGAGACAUCGAGAUGAGGCGGCUGGAGCAGGACGAGAGCAUGGAUCUGAAUAUGGUGAUCGUGUCGCACGGGCUGACGUCGAGGGUGUUCCUGAUGAAGUGGUUCAAGUGGACGGUGGAACAGUUCGAGAUGCUGAGCAACCUGGACAACUGCGAGCUCCGCGUGAUGCAGCUCGGCCCCGGCGGCGAGUACAGCCUCGCCAUCCACCACUCCCGGGAGGAGCUCCAGCGUUGGGGGCUCUCGCCGGAGAUGAUCGCCGAUCAGCAGUGGCGGGCCUCCGCCACCCACGGCAGCUGGUACGAUAACUGCCCCUGGCAUCUCGACAGCUUCUUCGGCCGUUUCCACGACUCCGAGUCGUCGUCAUCGUCGGAGGAGGAGGAGGAAUCUUCCCACAACCAUUCCGGCGACUGAAUCAUCACCAUUAAUUUAUUUUUCCUGUUUAUUUAUUUAUUUAUUUAUUUAUUUGAUUUAAAUUGUAACUCGACGCUUUCUUUUGAAAUGUUAC